AUGAAUCAGCAGUCACCCCAAGAAAGAGCCGAGGCCUUGAUCGGCGCUCUAGAAAAGUACGGCCAAGGCGACUACAUCGGGGAGUCUAUUAGUCAGUUAGAACACUGUCUACAGGCAGCUCACCAGGCCCAUAAAGCAGAUGCUCGUGAUGAGUUAGUAAUUGCAGCUUUAUUGCAUGACAUUGGUCAAAUCAUUCCGCUGGAAUCCACGAAGGAGGCUCGCAUGAAUCUUCGCGAAAGCAACGAAAAUGUCGGCCGGAUCGGUCACGAAGCCAUCGGGGCAUCAUAUCUUCAGUCUCUUGGAUUCAGCGACACAGUGUGUCGCUUAGUAAAUAGUCAUGUCGCUGCGAAGCGGUACCUUACUGCUGUUAACCAAGGAUAUUACGAUUCUCUAUCAUCUGCCUCGCAAAAAUCACUAGCAUUCCAAGGCGGCCCCUUCCGAGAUGCGGACCUUAAAGACUUUGAGGAAGAUCCGCUUCGAGAUGAGAUGGUUUCACUUCGACUGUGGGAUGAUGCUGCAAAAUUGGAGGGAGUUGAGGCUAUCACACCCCGAGCUGGGGUAUAUCUGGAUAUGAUCAUCGCACAUUUGCUUCGUGAAAACUGA
Penicillium vulpinum is the source of this 603-nucleotide messenger RNA. Its product is annotated as HD domain-containing protein. The transcript is spliced from 3 exons. Bases 1 to 603 code for a protein of 200 amino acids. NCBI's taxonomy places the organism in Eukaryota, Fungi, Ascomycota, Eurotiomycetes, Eurotiales, Aspergillaceae. The record is from RefSeq and is a predicted model, not a curated record.